Messenger RNA from Ictalurus furcatus (blue catfish), 4278 nucleotides. It is a transcript of the gene enox1, whose product is annotated as ecto-NOX disulfide-thiol exchanger 1. Gene Ontology annotation, biological process: ultradian rhythm. The record is from RefSeq and is a predicted model, not a curated record. The transcript has 15 exons. Gene Ontology annotation, cellular component: plasma membrane; external side of plasma membrane. Bases 410 to 2275 code for a protein of 621 amino acids. Gene Ontology annotation, molecular function: RNA binding; protein-disulfide reductase activity. Lineage: Eukaryota; Metazoa; Chordata; Actinopteri; Siluriformes; Ictaluridae.
UAUCUGUGACGCGUAUAGGGAGAGGUAUUUGUGAAUAUGUGUGAAACUUGAAACGUCCUUGUCUCGUGUUUCUCCGUGGAGAGGGUCGUGCACGGCGCUCGGUGUCGCGCGCUUCACUGUAGUGGAGACUGGAGCGGAAUGUGGCGCUGAGAUGUAGCACGGCUGAAGGAGUACACACACACACACACACACACCAGCACAAGCACCAGCAUACAGCAAGGUUCACGUUAACGGAUUACGGUCGGAGAUCACACCGACGUUCAUCCGCACUCUCAGGUUUCCUCACGGUUUGCACAUAUGCUGUGAUGAGCCCUUGAGUUUUACUCUCUGCCCUGGGCAGCUGGCCUGGAGGAGCAGGAGCUUCGGGGACAGCAGUAGCAGACAGAACCAGAGAUACAGCAGAGCUGCCAUGGGCAGUGCAGCAGAUGGCAUUGGGGGUUUGGGUACAGAGCAGACCCACCUCAGUGUGCCUGUGGCAGACCCCAGUGCUUGGGCCACAGCCAUGAAUAACUUAGGCAUCGUGCCUUUGGGCCUAACUGGGCAGCAGUUGUUGUCAGAUUCCAUCUGUAUCCAAGGUUUUGACCCCAACUUGGGUAUUAUUGCACCCAUUAACCCCUUGAUGGCAGGGAUCAGUCUGGUGCCUCCUCCACCUGUGCAGCCUGAGCUACCUGUCAUCAAAGAGAUUAUCCACUGCAAGAGCUGUACACUUUUCCCCCAGAACCCAAAUCUUCCACCUCCAUCUACCAGAGAGCGUCCUCCAGGCUGUAAAACAGUGUUUGUUGGUGGACUCCCUGAGAAUGCAAGUGAAGAAGUUAUCCGAGAGGUGUUUGACCAGUGUGGUGAAAUUGUUGCUAUCCGCAAGAGCAAGAAAAACUUCUGCCACAUCCGCUUUAGUGAAGAGUUCAUGGUGGACAAGGCCAUUUAUCUUUCUGGCUACCGGAUGCGCAUUGGUUCCAGCACAGAUAAAAAGGAUUCGGGUCGCAUCCAUGUAGACUUUGCUCAGGCGAGGGAUGACUUGUAUGAGUGGGAGUGCAAACAGAGGUUACUGGCACGAGAAGAACGUCAUCGGCGCAAAAUCCACGAAGACCGCUUGCAACCUCCUUCUCCCCCCCCUAUCAUGCACUACUCAGAGCACGAGGCAGGCCUACUUGCCGAAAAACUGAAAGAUGACAGCAAGUUCAGUGAGGCCAUAGCAGUACUGUUCACAUGGAUAGAAAGGGGUGAGGUGAACCGGCGCACCUCCAAUCAGUUCUACUCCAUGAUCCAGUCAGCCAACAGCCACGUGCGGCGCCUGAUGAAUGAGAAGGCCCAGCAUGAGGAGCAGAUGGAGCAAGCCAAAGAGCUCUUCAAGAACUCACUGCUUACCAUCCUCACCCAAUUUGAGCAGAUUACGGCCGUAUUCAGCGCUGCCACCAGGCAAAAGGCAUGGGACCAUUUCUCAAAAGCACAGCGCAAGAACAUAGACAUUUGGCGAAAGCAGUGUAAGGAGCUGAGAAAUGCCCACAGUGAGGAGAUCAUGGGAAUCCGAAGGGAAGAGGAAAUGGAGAUGUCAGAUGAAGACUUGGAGGAAAACCCCUGUAAGAAGGUUCGAAUGGAUAACUCAGCUCUGGCUGUGCACUCGUAUGGCCUGCGAGAGGAGAAUGACAGUCUGCGCUGGCAGCUUGAUGCCUACAGGAAUGAGGUAGAGCUGUUGAAGAAGGAGCAGGGAAAGAUGCAGCACCCCGAAGAGGAGCACAAUCAUGAGCACCAGCUCAACUUCCUGCAGCAAACCAUGCACAGUAUGCAGCAGCAACUACUGAGGCUCCAGGAUGAGCUGAAGGGAAAGGAACUGGAGCUGGAGCAGGCACGAGACGAGCAGCGCUACCUAGAGGGGGAGAUCUUCAGCCUCAGGGAGAAGCUUUUGAACAGCACAGACUUGGUGGAAGGGACAAACCACACCAGUGACACCCCCAAAAAGGGAGUAAAUGGCACUGCAGCACUCUAUCACCAUCGAGAGAAGGGCAUUGAGGGGGUGACACGAGGUCCUCUAAGAUCUGAGAAGGAAGCUGUGUUACUUGGAGUCAUAUCAACCUUCCUCCAUGUCCACCCAUUUGGAGCCAACAUUGAAUAUCUUUGGUCUUACAUUCAAAGGCUUGAUGCAAAGAUCUCUGCCAGUGAUCUAGAGCGGCUGAUGGUGCGGCUACCGAACAUGUUCAAGCAGGAGUUUAGUGGUGUGGGCGCCACGUUGGAAAAACGCUGGAAGUUCUGUGGUUUUGAGGCCCUCAGCUCAACAUAACAAACAGAGAGACAGUUGCUGACACUGAGGUUAUGGGACCUGCGAGCGCUGGGCCUCGGUGACAGACAGAAUGAGACUGGCCAAAGCCUCAGAGAAACUCAGAACAGGGUUCUCCCUCACUGCUGUAGCCGUCACCCCUGCUGUUCUGGUUUAUAGACACUGAGGACGGCAAAAGUAAAAUGCACAGAAUCGGGAUAGAUGUGCUUACUUGAAGAAGCUCUACUCAGACAUCUGAUCCUGUUGCGUAAUUUUCUGUCAACAACGAGGAGAGAAAUCUAGGAAUACAGCACUGCUCAAUUAUAAAUGAAGAAUGUGGACUAUGGAUAUGUACUGUGACACACAAGUGUGCACCCAGCAGAUCCAGUGUCUGAGGCUAUUCACUGUACUGAGCAUUUAUUUCAGAGUUGUGCACCAGUUUGCCAAAAGCAUUACAGCUCACCUCAACGUUACGGAAAGUGUUCAGAGAAGUAAUUUUUCGUCCAGCUUGUCAUUGUGCAUUCUGUGCUACAGUUCUUUUUGGGAACUUCAGCCGUGGUAAAUACUACAGAAUAGUAGCCAUGCUGCAGUUAUUACUUACCCAUGAACAUUUCCACCCCAGAGUGAUGGAGAAUAUUUGACUGUUUAGGGUCUUUUGUUGUUGUGUGCAGAGUGUAUGUAAUGUGCAUUCUCCUCGCGUCACCAUCGUUAUCAACUCAUGCUAAUUAUGACUCUCAGAAACUCUAUUAAAACCCUUUUUAUUCAAACGCAAACAUUAUUACACAAGCCAAGAUGAAAGUUGUGUUACAUUUUCCGUGUUUAUUUUUUUACUAACAUUUCAUGCAGUACAAGUCAGUAGACUUGAUGUGAAGCAGAGGCUCCCUAAUCACUCUGAAUAAAAUACUCUGUUGUCUUAAUGGGAAAGAAGAAGAUAGUUUGCUGUCAUAAGAACAUUUUUAUAUUUCCUCCUCGAACUUUUUCAGAAAAUGGUUCUCGCAAUGAAAACAGGACUAAAGGAUGUCUAGGAAAAUACCCUGAGAAUAAGACUUGGCAAUAACUGAUUAUUAAUGGAAAUAGUGUUUAUCAUAAUAUAUUCAGCUGACGCAAGUAUGAUGACGGUUCAGAAUCGAUUCAGGUUCAUUUUUUAUUAAUUAAUAAAAUUAAUUCAGGUUAUUAUUAUUAUUAUUAUUAUUAUUAUUAUUAUUAUAGCACUUUUAAUAAUAGACAUCAUCAUCAGAAAGCAGCUUUACAGCGAUCCGGAUGUACAUAUAUAUUUAGAUCCCUAAUGAGCAAACCAGAGAUCAAACUUCCUGAGAUGGACAAGGAAGAAACAAUGAAAGGAACCAGUCACAAAAGAGAAUCCACCACCUCUGGGUGAAACCUGAUAUUGGGAUUACAAAGCAAAUCAAAUAGACACAGGAGAGAAUGACCUUUUGGGUCUGUUUAAACUCCUGUUCAUCAGUUCAAAUAUACAUUUAAAAAAAAAAGAAUGAAUCUGAGGUAGCAUCCCAUUUAUUUAUUUAUUUAUUUAUUUUGCUUUCUGAGUGCAACCACACACAAUAUAUUUAUUAGUUUGGAGGUGGGAUGCCCCCAAGUGCUAUUAUUUUGCAAGUUGCUGAUAUGGGAUAUGCGGUGGUCUAGAUCUGACAAGACGAGAUGAGCAGCUUUUAUUGUGACUCAGACAAUAUACAUAUACCAACUUAUUAGGAAUUUGGGUUCAGUGCACAGGGUCAACCAUGAUAUGAUCCCCCUGAAGUAGUUGAGGCUUAAGGGUCUUGCAGAAGGGCCCACUGUGGCAGUUUUUCAGUGAUGUGAAUUUAUGACCUUCUGAUGAUUAGCCCACAGUCUUAACCACUAAGCCAGCACUGCUCUCUACUGCCCUCAACGUUUAAAAAUCCAAUUCUUUUUUAAAUUUGUUUAUCAGGAAUUAGAUCUGAGGCUAUUUUUUGUAAACCAAGGUAAAUCAUGUCAGAACUUUUCCCACCCUCAAUGUGAAAGUACAGUGUUCACAGUGUGCACACCCUUUU